Molecule: messenger RNA, 1332 nt
Organism: Panicum virgatum (switchgrass)
Lineage: Eukaryota; Viridiplantae; Streptophyta; Magnoliopsida; Poales; Poaceae
Product: protein argonaute 4B-like
Exons: 11
Coding region: 1-1332 (443 amino acids)
Biological process (GO): regulatory ncRNA-mediated post-transcriptional gene silencing
Cellular component (GO): cytoplasm
Molecular function (GO): RNA binding; protein binding
Source: RefSeq, a predicted model, not a curated record
AUGGAAGAAGCCAUCCCCGUUCGGGCGCUCGCCCGCCACGCGCAGCACGGCGGCAGCGAGUGUGCUCCUCGCUCAAUUGGUCCCACCUCGCCGUUUCGCGCGGGGUUCGCGGCGGAUAAAUCUCCCCGCGCUCCGGCUCCCACCGCCGGGUCCGGGAGCGCGGGCCUACUCCCAAUCUGCAGGCCUGGAUAUGGCACAAAAGGAGGUCCAAUAAAGCUUCGUACAAACCACUUCAAAGUCUCAACCGACAGCAGAGAUAUUACCUUCUACCGCUACCAUGUGAAUCUGAAGUACGAAGAUGAUCAACCCGUUGCUCAGAAAGGUGUAGGCAGAAAAGUGAUAGAUAAGCUGCAGGAGACCUAUGCCUCGGAUCUGGAGAAUCUGAACUUUCUUGCUUAUGACGGUGAAAAGAGCCUGUUCACCAUUGGCGCCCUUCAGAAUGUUAGGGAUGUGUUUACAGUUGUAGUUGAGGAUGCUUCAUCUACAAAGACACCUGGAGGAGAUGGAAGUCCAGAGGGAAGUGACAUGAAAAGAAUGAAGCGGCUGAUGCGGGUGAAGACAUUUAAAGUGGAGUUGUCCUUUGCCGGAAAGGUCCCAUUGAGUGCCAUUACCAAGGCUAUAAGAAGCCAAGAAUCUGAUGACUAUCAGGAAGGUCUUCAGGUUCUUGAUAUCAUACUGAGGCAACACUCAGCAAGACAGGGUUGCCUUCUAGUUCGACAAUCCUUGUUCCACAGCCCCUCCAAGAUCAUCAAUUUGGGUGGUGGUGUUGUACCUUGUCCAGGAUUUCAUUCCAGCUUUCGACUCACUCAAAGUGGGCUUUUACUUAAUAUGUAUGUUUCUACAACGGUGAUUCUGGAACCCGGGCCUGUGACUAAUUUUAUAAUGUCUAGCCAGUAUAUCAACGAUACUCGCAGAAUUGACUGGGGCAAAGCAAAGCGUACAUUGAAGAAUUUGAGGAUCAAAACCACUCACACGAACUCUGAAUUCAAGAUUGUUGGCUUCAGUGAGAAGUUUUGUUUUGAACAGACGUUUCCUCUGAAGCAAAGAGAUGGUGAUACUGUGCAAGUUACGGUCUAUGAUUACUACCUGAAGCAUUGGGGUAUAAAACUGAAAGAUUCAAUUAGCUUCCCCUGCUUGAAUGUGGGGAACAGGCCAAAGCGUCCGACAUAUUUACCCAUAGAGUGGGAACAAUGGCAGAAGGGUCAAUCUCCUGAGAGCUCCACUCCACCUGAUGGAAACACCACCAACAACUUCGGUAACUUUGCCAACUACGCCCACAUGGGGGGAGGAGAGGGGGACUGGGAGAAGUAUUGGGACUGGAGUCAGGCGUAA